This is a messenger RNA of Carcharodon carcharias (great white shark), 5080 nucleotides long. RefSeq names its product homer protein homolog 1-like. Gene Ontology annotation, cellular component: dendrite; postsynaptic density; cytoplasm. The transcript is spliced from 9 exons. Gene Ontology annotation, biological process: regulation of store-operated calcium entry; G protein-coupled glutamate receptor signaling pathway. Gene Ontology annotation, molecular function: G protein-coupled glutamate receptor binding. The record is from RefSeq and is a predicted model, not a curated record. NCBI's taxonomy places the organism in Eukaryota, Metazoa, Chordata, Chondrichthyes, Lamniformes, Lamnidae. Bases 524 to 1591 code for a protein of 355 amino acids.
GACAUAAGUGCUGGAGUGUGUGAGAUAGAGAGAGAGAGAGAGAGAGUGUGUGUGUGUGAAUGGAACUGGAGCCGGAGCGUUGCCGACAAAGGAAUGGAACGUAGCGGCUGGAACGCCGUGUGUUUGGAAUCUUGACCCGGCUUGCUCCGGCACCCUCGCGCUGUCAUUCCCUCCCUCCCGCUUCGCUUCUGCAGCCGCUGGGGCCGCGAUCGGUGACCGCCCCCCAACCCCCCACACCCCUACUUCCCUUCCCCUCCCCACCUCCCCAUUCCCUCCUCCUCCACCUCCAGGCACUCGGACUGAAAAGGGGUCUAGAGGACUUUACGAGGUUAGUCGUGGUGCUCGCAGCUCUCGCCCCCUUCUCUUUCUCGUCUGGGGCACGAAAUUAUCCACUCCGAUGUCUUUCUGAGCUGGGGCUACAGAGAGCCUGGGUCUCGGCACCAUCUCCAUCAUUAACGCAAUAAAACGAGAAACGUUCCCAGCAGGCGGAGAAUCGGCGUGUCUUCAGCAGGAGGGGAAAAAAAUGGGGGAGCAGCCCAUCUUCAGCACACGAGCCCAUGUCUUCCAGAUUGAUCCUACCACAAAGAAGAACUGGGUUCCCACCAGCAAACAUGCUGUGACUGUGUCCUACUUCUAUGACAAUACACGCAAUGUAUACAGGAUAAUCAGCCUUGAUGGGUCAAAGGCAAUAAUCAACAGCACAAUCACUCCAAACAUGACAUUCACAAAAACAUCUCAGAAGUUUGGACAGUGGCCGGAUAGCCGUGCAAAUACCGUCUACGGUUUAGGUUUUUCCUCGGAACAUCAUCUAACAAAAUUUGCAGAAAAGUUCCAGGAAUUUAAAGAUGCAGCACGGAUAGCAAAGGAGAAAAUGCAGGAAAAAAUGGAAUUAACCAGUACGCCUUCACAGGAAUCUGCAGGAGGUGAUCUGCAGUCACCUCUGACACCAGAGAGUAUCAAUGGGACAGAUGAUGAAAGGUCUAUUCAGGAUGUGGCACAAGAUUCUGAUGCACGAGCUGAAAUUAACCAGAGUUCUCUACCUUUUACUCACAGUACUACAAUAGGAAAGCAUUGGGAGUCUGAAUUGGCAACCUUAAAAACCAACAAUGCUAAACUUACAGCAGCACUACUGGAGUCUACUGCCAAUGUUAAACAGUGGAAACAGCAGCUCACUGCUUACCAGGACGAAGCAGAGCGACUACACAAACGCGUUUCUGAACUUGAAUGUCUGAGUGGGCAGGCAAAUGUGCUUAAAACACACAAAACUGAACUGAACAGGACAAUAGAAGAACUAGAGGCACAGAUGAAGGACAAAGAGGAGGAAAUUGAGCGACUGAAGAAGGACAUUGAAGGCGCUAAGGAGCUGGAAGCACAGAGGGACACACUGUCACAGCAAUUACAGGAAGUAGAAAGCCGCAAUCGAGACCUGGUGGAACAGUUGGCAGACUUUGAGCAACGUCUAGAGAAGAGCCAGAACGAGCAAGGGGUCUUCCGCAAUAACUUAAAAACACUUCUAGAAAUUCUAGAUGGGAAAAUUUUUGAACUAACAGAAUUACGAGAUAACUUGGCAAAAUUAAUAGAAGGUAGCUAAAACGAGAACCUCUGCAUCAGCAUUGUCAUCCAAAUACAGUAUAUGUAAAGGCCAGGUUGAAAUCUAUCUUUCUUCACAGUGGAAGGGAUACUGUUGGCUCCCUGUAGCACUAUAUCGGCAAAAGAUAUGCUUUGCGCUCUUUAUUUAGUGUUUUAUAUCCAUUACUUAAGGAGGAGCAAGUGCAUAAAGCCUAACUGUAAAUGGACAUUUCCCCAUAUUAUUUCUUCUCUUUGUUUGCUAUAGUCAAGAAUUUUGUACAUUUAGUUUUUAAAAUUCCCAUUAUUUCACUGCAUCAAAAUGUACUCUAGGUAACUUGGAAAGAUUUAUGAUAUGACAAAUGAAGCCUUUUAAUUGCAAACAAAUGGAUUUUACUGAAUCAAAGAGACAGUAUCCCUUUAUACAGUUAUGUAAAAGCUGUUAAUGGUAACAUCCACAUACUGUUUGCAUCUCAACCAAGUUUCAUUCAUUUUUGCUGUCAAAUUAUUAUAACAGUGAAAAAUGAUGCACUGAUAGAUGCAUUUAUUUAUGGGCUCCAAAGAAAUUCUUUAUAAGAAUGAUUUUUCAAUUUAUUAAGAACACUAAAUAGUUCUUUAGGAAGGCUUAGAAAUGUUUGAGUAUGGUGUACAGUUUGAUUCUGAGAUUUACUCUGUGCAGGUUGAUAAAAGGGAUGAUGUCUCUUUAAAUUUAAUAAAAGUAUAAGUUUAAUAUAACUGCUACCUUGUUAUUUACAAAACAUAUAUAUUAUGGUUUUCCAAAGUAGUGCUGUUGCACUCACCAUACGCACAUCCAGAAGUAAAUUUAUGAAAAUCCAAAACAGUAAUAUUGGGCAGACAUCAGUUUGUAAGAUGUGUACUAUACAGCAAUAAUUGAAUACCACUAAAAUUUUAAAUAUGUAUAAUUUAUUGAAAUGUUUUAUUCAGAGUAUCAUUUUUAUUGUGCAUUUAAGUAAUUUAUAAGUGUGUAAACAGACCUAAGUAAUGGUUAAUUGGUUAUUUUCCAUGGCAUAAUUGAACAGUGCAUUUUGGUUAAGGUUUAUGAAGCUGCUUGUAUCUUGGAGAAUAACUUGCAUUUUUAAAAUGGAACUCUUUCAGCGUGGGUGCUUUAAAGCUCUGUGAAUUUUCACUCUCUGAAGACUCCUACAAAUAGUUGACUUCAGAAAUAGAAACGGAGACAGGUUAUAAGUGAAAAAUCUAUUUACUGUACAUGCUAAAAAAGAUGUGAACAGUGGCUUACAAUGUACCUUAUAAAUCUAAAAUAAUACGGUAAUCUUGGAGUGUUACACAUUUAAAUGUUUAUCAAACUCUCUGAGAAUAUAUACCUGUCAUUCUAUCACAACCUACAAGCUACUGGAAGUACUGACUAAUGUUGCAAUAAUUGACAGACUAGUUAAGACUACACUGGCAUGAUUUAUUUAAGAAAUGCCUCCGUUGCAAACUGUCUGUAACAGAAAAAGGAACCAAGACAAUGACUAUAUGAUGAUUGAGUUGAGGAACCUCAGAACUAAGCUGGUGAACAGAAGCAAAAAUGUAACCUUCAAAAUGUGAACUUGCUGCUAGAAUCGUAGUCUAGAAUAGACCUUGAUCGAGCCUGCUGAUGAGAUAUAUAUGACUUAAUUAACAAAUUAAUGUUUAUUUAAGAAAUGUUUGAAGGGCAAUUAUACAGACUUCCUAACACUGCAGUCAAACAAUGUAAGAUGUAAUUUCUGAGAAUCAGUUUUUUCUCAGUCCCAAUAGUUCAGUAAAGAAGUAACUUUGGUUAGAACAGAAAUGAGCAUUUGGCGCUUAUUGGAGCUUGAUUAUUGCUAGAGGAGCACUAAUUCUAUGUGAAAAAAUAACUUCACUACAAUUGAAUCUCCUACAACAAGAGUAAAGAACUUGGGAAAUGAGCAUCAUGAUUUUUUUUUUGGAUAUAAAGAGCCCCUACAACAGAUUCAUGAAAGUCCUCACUUCUGGAUUUAAAAAAAACAACUGUUGGAACAAUACCAGCUUCUGGUCUACAUACUAAUGUGAAUCUUGUACCCUGAUUAGCAAAAGUAUUAUUGCUUUCUAUACAACUGGUCAUAUGUUGGCUUGCCCUCAAAUGGGAUAUCAGAAUAUUCAUCUGCCCCCUAAUGACUUUUUGGAUAUUUGUGUCAUCUCUCAUUCACUCAAUCUGGGGGUCAGAUCUGAUUUUCAUGUUUUUAAACUUUAUUGUUACACUGGGAUCAGGAAAUAUAAUAGAGCCUUGACCCAAUACUGCAUGCUAGUGAAACAGAGGCUACUCUGUGUUUAUAGUUACUAUAACUAGAGUAUGUUUAUAGUGCAGCUAGAUUGCACUAAAUAGUUUUGUGUAGCAAGUUGAAUGAGGUUUGAUAAAGGGAAAGGAAACUGCAGUUUUAUGUUCUGUACUUUGUUAGGACAUUAUAUUGCUUGAUAAAUGAACGUGAGCAAUACUGCAUUAAUUAGCAUAACUGAACAUAGAUGAACUGUUUCAAUUGGUUUUCAGAAGGUUAUGCCACUGGAGUUUCUGAGGUAUUUUGAGAUGUUAACCAUGUAAUAUUUUUAAUUCUGCAAAGUCUAUUUUCUUUAAUUUGUUGAUUCCUGAAGAAAAGAAAUGUGCUCAGUGGUGGCUGAAAUUGAGGGCUAUUUAAAGGCUGUGUGUAUCUUUGCUGACCUGUCUGAUCUAAAUUAAACUGCACAUGUAUUUCUUUUCUCCUCUUUUAUGUAAGUGUUUUGAGAACACUCAUCAAAACAGUGGCAUUAAUACUACAGACACGCUUGCGCUUUUAUGGAACCACAAAAAUCAAUUUGCACCAUCAAAGGCAACUUCCUGGAGAUACAUUGUAGGCAUGUUGUUUUGAGGGAUGGAGAAGUUAAAGUAUUUUAAGAUACAAGAAUAAUCUUUGAUUUGGAAUUGUGUCUUAGGUUGAAAUGUCCUAAUAAUCACUUUACCAAAUGUAGCAAUAGUCGCAUGUUGAAGCUCGGAGUUAAAUGGUAUUAUGGUUGGACAAUUCUGUACAAUGUUGGAUUUGAACCAGAAUAAGCUGAUAGGGAUUAGAAGCAUUCGGUUAUUGACUUUUAUCAUCAGCUUCAGGAACCCUGUUAUAACACAGAACAGGUGCAUUUGAAUGCUCUAGUUGACAAGUGAGCACAAAUCUAAUACAGUGUAUGGUACAGAGCUCUCCUGUUCUGAGCAUGUGCAGUAUGGUGGGUCAACGCUCUAGGUUAUUCUGUUGUUAUGCCACUAUUUAGGUGUAACUAUUAUUUCUCAAAAAUAUGGCUGUUCGACAGCUGUGCCAAAAUUGACGAACCCAGUAAUCUUUUUACAGAAACUGUCAGUGAUUCUUUUUUAUAUGUGAAUGUCUUUCCAAAUAUGGAGUCAUUGAUUUAUUGCAAUACUGUAAUAUUCUUAUGGUGUGUCUUAAGGUGGAUUUUAUGAUUUUAGAAUCCAUGUAAGCCCUUGUGCCAAAAUAACUUGUUUGUACUGUAUUAAAAACUGCAACACUGCAGA